Molecule: messenger RNA, 2185 nt
Organism: Triplophysa rosa
Lineage: Eukaryota; Metazoa; Chordata; Actinopteri; Cypriniformes; Nemacheilidae
Product: Fc receptor-like protein 5
Exons: 9
Coding region: 48-1487 (479 amino acids)
Biological process (GO): cell surface receptor signaling pathway
Molecular function (GO): transmembrane signaling receptor activity
Source: RefSeq, a predicted model, not a curated record
CGCUCUGACAAGACUCAUGAUGUGCUAUACGAGUGAAGAUCUGUAGAAUGGGAGGAAGCGUUUAUUUCCUCUUCAUGUCACCCUUUGUUUUGACGGGUCUUGUGACACAAACUGGUGGAUCUCACUUUCAGCCGGUUCUUUCUGGACCCAGCCGGGCCUAUCUGAGAUCUCGAGUUCAGUUUCACUGUGAGGUUCCGGGCUGGACUUCACCUCUGACCUAUGAACUCAGAAAAGAUGACGGAUAUCUGAUUGCCACAGAGGUCAACACCACGGUCACAUUCAGCCUAAAGGUCACGGAGGGGUCGAAGGGCAAAUAUUACUGCAGACUGACCACAGGCGGCCAAAGCAACACUGUACACUUACAAGUAGUGAUCCCUGUGCAGGGUGCGAGUUUGAGUUCAGAGCCCGAUCCACCCGUCAUCUACGAGGGAGAACGACUCGUCCUGCGCUGUCUCGUCUCCAGAGGAACACAUCUGUCCUUCAUGUGGUAUCAUAACAGACAGGAAGUGACAUCAUCACCCUCUGAACUCUACCGGCUGUCAGAAAACACACUGACGGUGGACAGGGCAGGUGAACAGCAUGCUGGGAUAUAUUCGUGCACGGCCCAAAACCAAAUGGACGUCAACACAAGAUAUUCCAGCAGCCGAAAUCUGGAAGUCAUUGUGAAGAAAUUCAUCUCGUCGCCCAGAUUGACAUUCACAGUCUUGUGUGACGGAUCUGAUCUGCUGGCUAACAUCAGCUGCGGCGUGGAGCGUGGAAGCCCCCCGCUGACGUUUCUCCUGCUGUUGGACGGGGUGGAGAUUCAAGAGAAGCAGGUCUCUUCACUGAACGCGUGGUUUCUUCAGCCCGUCUCUGUGCGUGGGAAUAUGGGAGCCGCUCGAUGUAAAGCCAAGACAGAAAUACAUCAGCUCAUGUCUGAUCCUGUCAAUCUGGAAGUGGUUCCAGUAGGGGGCGUUGUGCAGGUGAUGGUGACGCACCUCUAUGAUGCUGACGGAGGUGUGACAGCGGCCCGUUUGAGAUGUGUCCCGGCCACAGGAACAUUUCCAGCGUUCUCCUGGUCUCUGAAUCACACAUCUCUACCAGCAGAGGGCGACUCUCACGCUCUCGCCCAACACGGUCAGAUUCUCAUCAUCACACACAUCACCGCGGUGACCGCUGGAUUUUACCGGUGUGCCGUGAGGGACAGUUUUAACCACAACUCAUCAUGGGUGGAGAGUUCAGGAAUCCACAUACAGAAGACAGCAGGUUUCAGAGUCGUGCCCAUGGAGAUCAUGGCAUUGGUUUUCUGUGGGUUCUUGUCCAUGGUGAUAGCUGGAGGAACGUUUUGUCUCCUGUGGAACAGCAGCGGUGGCAUUGAGAAACACCACAGUAACCACGAAGUCCAUCAAACUGAGACGAUAAUAGAUUCAGGACUUCCAGGAGCUGAUGUUUGUCUUGAAACACAAACUAUAGAAAUGAAAACUCUGGUUGUGGAAUUCGAGGUCUAGAGGUCAUUUACUAAAUAAAGUCCCUUCAGUUUGUGUCUGUGUUAAUAAGAACAUGUGUUUGUUUUCCUCUCAUCUCAACAUCUGGAGGGGUGAGAGCAGAUCUCCUCACAUCAGUCACUACAGCAGACACAUCUCACUCAAACCACACGACGGAAGACAAAUCACAGAUGACAUCUCUUUAAUAUCGCAGUUAUUUCUCCUAUGGACGCCAAUGAGAUUAAAUCUAGAACAAAUGGAAACUUUGUCUCAUCUGCGUCUCAGAUGUUUCUCCUGAGAAAAAGAGUCAGAAAGCUCACAAAUGUCUCUGUCAUUGGAGUUUCAGAAGAGAUGUCAACUAGAAUCACUUUGUUAAAGAGGCGUUGUUAUAUUUUAAUUCUGUGACUUCUAUACAUCAAUACAUAUAUUUCUAACAUGUUUCUAGAAAAAUGAUUUUAUCCAUUAAAAAAGCACAUCAGAAACAUGUAUUGAGAUUCCCUCAUUGAACUCUGGAUGUAUGAAUGAAUGAAUGAGGCAUUUAUAUAGCGCUUUAUUGUGUAUUGCUGUACACCCAAAGCGCUUUACAAUCAUCUCUCCUCAACCACCACCAGUGCUUGAUCUAAUGAACCCAAUUAAAGUAAAAAUAGUAUUACAUUUUCAUAGUUACAUUUAAUCAUUUAGCAGACGCUUUUAUCCAAAGCGACCUACAAAGAGUUCAGUGA